CUGCAACAGUGGGUGCACAAGAUCAACAAGGCCAGUACCAAGCUCAACCUGCGGCUGAAGGGCACGGAGACGGUGGCCCAGAUGGAACGGCUGGCGCUUCAGCAAGCCUAUCGUGAUGUGGUGGGCUUCGGCAAGUUCGCCUCCCUGGAGUACCAGGACAUCAAUCGCUACCAGCCGGGGUACCGCGAGUGGAUGCUCAAGACCGACGCCGAGAGCAACGAGUGCGAUUUCAGACUCAAACGCCUGGCGACGUGGCUACGCCAGAAUCCACCCCUGCCCAAGGAGAAGAGCAUCGAGGACCUCCUGGUCAAGAACCCCAAGAGUGCCUCGCAGGCCGAGAAGAGCAGCAAGGGGUCCGCAAGCUCAGCGACCUCCACCGAGAUCAUGAAUGUGCUCCAGCAGUUGGCCGGCGUGGCGCAGAACGGGCAGGAGGACGUGGCGGAGAUGCGAGAGGAGCGUCCCCGACGCAAAGCCGCAAGCCACACUCCGAGAGCACCUCGGAAGAAGAUCGAGCAGCAGUGA
Symbiodinium necroappetens is the source of this 522-nucleotide messenger RNA. Lineage: Eukaryota; Dinophyceae; Suessiales; Symbiodiniaceae. The record is from the annotation of a GenBank genome assembly.